AUGGUAUUGCAGACUCAGGAAGUCCAGAACACCCGCCAGACAGUGGGCUUUGAGCACUCGGAGUGGUUCUCCUGUGGUCCGAGGUGGGUGGAGGUGAAACUCUCCUGCAUGGAGAGACUGGACAACUCGAUGCAGAAGCAGUGGUGGCACCUGACCAACACUUUUUACAUGGAGACCCCAGAGGGAAGCCGCUACCAGUACGCUUCUGCGAAGUUCGUCACCUACAUCCAGCGGUACUGUGGCGGGAUCAUCCAUGUCUCAUCCCGCCUCGAGACGGAGGCCAACCUUCGCCUGGAGAUGGAUGGAGUCCAGAUGGUCGAGAUUUCCCAGUCAUUCCAGGAAAUGACCAUCUCUGGAAAUGGAAGGGUGUCCACCACGGAGCGGACUAAAACCAUUCUUGUCCCUGCUCCUACCUUCCCUCCUCCCGAGCCUGCUUUUGGCCCAAUACUGCUGCCGGACCUGCCGCUGCCUCUGACUCUGACGCCCGUGGUCUCAACACUGAUGCCAGACCUGACACCCAUGGUCAUGACGCUGCCAGUGGUCCUGGCAUGCCUGGCUUUGGUCCUGUCCACUAUGCUGAUGCUGCUAAUCUUCGUGCUGCCUGUGGCCCUGACACCGCUGGUCCUGGUGCUACUGGACAGGGCGACAUCCAUGGUCCUGAUGCUGUCCAUGGUGAUGCUGCAUGUGGUUCUGGUGCUGCUGGCCCUGGCAGCGCUGCUUACUCCUCUGGGGGAUGGAGACAGCAACCUGCUGACUGAGGCCAUGCAGGUUCCCUCCCUCUACCAGUUCUUCCUGCCCUCUGGUCUGGAGGACUUCUCUCUGAGGCUUAAUGGCCUGAGACAAGCAUUUGCUGUCUUGCUCGUCGAGGAGCAGUACGCUAACUUCAUCACCGUGGCAGGGAAGAUGAUCUUGCGCACUAUGGCUGCUCUCAACGGACAGGAUGCUGGUGCAUUUCAAGAGGCCUUUGACCAGCUAGUGGCCUUUGUCCAGACUCCUGGUAGUGCUCAGACCAUUGAGAAUGAGCUGCUGGAGGUUCAGAUCCAUCAUGUCAACCUGCUGGACGUCAUCUUUGAGAUGGUGUUCUUUGGUGAGCUUCAGGGGACUCGUGCCAGGCUGGCCAGUCGGGUUCAGGGUGGCUUCCUGGAUCAUCUGGUAAAAAUUAUCCAUGCCUUCAUGCCCCACCCAUCCGAGGUGUGGCUACCUCAGGCAAUACAAUGCUGGGAGCUGCUGCGGGCUGACAUGCUGGGUUUCCUGAUGGAGGUCUUCUUCCUGGAGCGGAGUGUGUACAGCCGACCGCAGGACCUCUCAGACGGGCUCUUCAGCUGCCUGGAGCAGCGUGUAGACCAGCUGCUGAGCAGGAUGACUGCCACCUAAUAUCCUGUUCUGUGAUUUGGGUGAAA
Molecule: messenger RNA, 1400 nt
Organism: Sardina pilchardus (European sardine)
Lineage: Eukaryota; Metazoa; Chordata; Actinopteri; Clupeiformes; Clupeidae
Exons: 13
Coding region: 1-1374 (457 amino acids)
Biological process (GO): mitochondrial fusion
Source: RefSeq, a predicted model, not a curated record